This is a messenger RNA of Ylistrum balloti, 5541 nucleotides long. Its product is annotated as phosphatidylinositol 3,4,5-trisphosphate 3-phosphatase TPTE2-like. The transcript is spliced from 14 exons. Gene Ontology annotation, cellular component: cytosol. The record is from RefSeq and is a predicted model, not a curated record. Gene Ontology annotation, biological process: dephosphorylation. Lineage: Eukaryota; Metazoa; Mollusca; Bivalvia; Pectinida; Pectinidae. The coding region runs from base 6 to 1637 and encodes 543 amino acids. Gene Ontology annotation, molecular function: phosphatidylinositol-3,4,5-trisphosphate 3-phosphatase activity.
UCAGCAUGAGUAACUAUGAAAGGUUUGACUCAGAUCGGGGUGAGCCUGAAGGAGCAGCUGAAAUUGAUGUCACCAGAGUGGAAAGUAGAGAGAUUCAAGACACACACAUACAAGUUGAUAACCCUGUUGAUAAAGGACAAGUGAAAUUCUAUGAAUCUGAUAACAAACCUGGCUUAGAGUACAUUGAAGAUCCUGCACAGAAAGUUCAACUUACUGGAUUGAAAUUAAUCCAGUCCAAAUUCAAGGCUGUAAUUGAGAAUGUAAUAUUCCGCAUCAUUACUGUGCUGUUGAUAUUGUUGGACUUCGUCCUGACCAUCAUUGGACUGGCUGAAACUGACAAUGCUAGUAGUGGUCUGGAGAUUGUCUCCCAUUGUAUCAUCACUUAUUUCCUGCUGGAGGUGGCAGCACGAAUAUUUUAUCAGGAGCGCCUGUUUUUCACCAGCAUCCUAGAUAUGAUAGAUGGAGGGGUCGUAGUUGUGUCUUUCAUUUUGGAUAUGGUGUUUAUUGCUUUAUCUACGAAUGAUCCGGACAUGGACUAUCUCCGGUUGGUUGUGAUUGGUCGAGUAGUAAGGAUCAUCAGAGCAUUGCGAAUUAUCUACCUUAUGGUUCAACAACAACGUCAUGUAGCAACAGCGUCUCGUCGUGUGGUGUCACAGAACAAACGCCGAUACCAAAAGAAUGGGUUUGAUUUGGAUCUUUGCUAUAUUACAGAGAGAGUGAUUGCCAUGUCAUUUCCAUCAAAAGGUAUGAUGGCAAUGUACCGGAAUCCAGUCAGGGAAGUGGCAAGGUUCUUUGAUGAAAAACACAAAGAUCAUUACAGAAUUUACAACCUUUGCAGUGAGAGAGAUUACGACGAGGAAUUGUUCCAUAACAGAGUGGAGAGGGUUUUUAUAGAUGACCACAACGUCCCCAGACUAAGUGAGAUGGUAGAUUUCUGUGCCAAUGCCCGAGAAUUCAUGAAUGAAGAUACUCAGAAUGUGAUAGCUAUCCAUUGUAAGGGAGGCAAGGGAAGGACAGGCACAAUGAUAUGUACAUGGCUCAUAGACUGUGGUCUGUUUGAGGAUGCGGAGGAAAGCCUUGGAUACUUCGGUGACAGGAGAACAGAUUUAACAGUUGGCAAGACGUUCCAGGGAGUUGAAACUCCCAGUCAGAGUAGAUAUGUUGGAUAUUAUGAAAAGGUGAAGAAAGAUUUAGAAGGACAACUACCUCCACGAAAAGAGAAGAAAAUGACAUCUGUGAAAAUUGAAGGUCUUACAGGUGUGGGGAAUGGAGAUGGUUCUGACUUUUCUAUGGAGAUUAGAGUUGAUGGACUCCUCAUAUACGAAUGCCGAUUUGGCGAUAAUAUUAAUUGUCAGAUGAUGAAAUACACUGACAGUGAUAGUAUUGUUGUAAACCUGCAGAACUCUCCAACCUUAUUCGCAGAUGUCAAACUUCGCUUCUUUUCAUCUGCAAAAAACAUCCCAAAAAUUUAUGACAACUGUGCCUUUUUCCUCUGGUUCCAUACUUCAUUCAUUGAAAGUAAUAAACUGCGUUUGACUAGAGAUGAAAUUGACAACCCACAUAAGAAGAAAGCCAAAGAGGUUUACAGGGACAAUUUUGCAGUGGAACUCAAUUUUGAAGAUGCUGAUGAGGACUGAGGAGAAUUUUUGAUUGAGAGAGAAAAACUGACCCAGAGACAAAUUUCAAGUGGACAGGGCUUCUGAAUGUGGAAUAUUUUUAACUGUGGGAGAGUUCUGACCGAGGAAGGCAUUUUGUAGGGUAAAAGUGGAUUGGGGAGUUUUAAAAUGGGGGGCGGGGGUUGCUUUUAGAGUGACUAAAGUUUGACUUUGGGAUGUCUGAUGAAGGUUGCUUGCUUUUUAGAUUUUCUGCUUGGCAAUAGGUUCCGUUAAAGAGGAAGAUUCCUAAAUGUGGGAAGGGUUUUGUGAGAGUUAUUGUCUCUCUAUGAUUUUUAACUGUGUAAGCUGCUGUUUCUGACUUCAGAAGAAUUUUGUCUGCGAGAGCUGGUGUUUCUGACUAAACUAAACAGCUUAUCAUUCUAUCUGCCUAAUACUCAUUUAUAAUAGAGAAGAAGUAUUUUUUCAUGCUUUACAUCUGUACUGCUUUAGUAAUGGUUGUAGACAAUUUUCAUGGAAUUAUUAUUUAUCAUGUCAUUAGAUAUUGUCUCUAAAAGUUGCAAUUUGGCUGGUCAGUGAUCUGUCCAUCUGUCCUUAAAUAAUUCUUCUUAUUGCAAUUUCUUGAAAAGUACUGGAUGGAUCUGUCUAAUUUUAUGUCAGCUCCCAAUGGUCCCUAGUUUGCAUGUUUACUUUUUUGAUUGAUAGGGAAAACAAGAUGGCUGACAGGUGGCCAUAUUGAAUUUUUUGGAAGUUGGUAGUUUGUUAUUACUAUUUUUGAGAACCACUUGAUGGAUCUUUCUCAAAUUUCAUGUGUAGACUCUCCUCAGAGCUUAGUUUUGCAGUGUUUACUAUGGGACUGAUUAGGAAACGAAAUGGCCUACAGGUUGUCUAGGAAUAUGCCAGUUUCAGUUGGUUAUCGCUAUGUCUUGAGAAGUUUUAGGCAAUUAGACAGAUGGUAGAGAAGAGAAAGGAUGAGAAAUAAUGCUAGUGAUGAAGAACCAAUUGAGAUCACAAUGGUGGGCACCAAGAUCCUCCUGUGAUCUCUUGUUGGCUUUUUCAAUAUUAAUAAUACCGUUUCAUUUGACAAUGCUUUGAAUAUAUCGGGUAACACAAAGAUCAGACGAUAUAUUACUAAUAACUAGAAGAAGAGUAGUUUUCUAAUAUGGCUGUUGACAUGGUAUGGAUUCUUGGGACAUAAUUUUCAGUUAAGUCAGUCACACAAUCAAUAUAUAUAAGUAAAAUAAAUACCAUCUUGUUGUGGCCCUGUCAGCAUUGUUUGGAAAAUUUUAUUUUUUUAUAAACCAAUUGGUUUAUACCAGAAAAAAGGUUGAGAUUCUGCAGCUGAGGUCAGUUGGUGAAAUGUAUUUAGAUAAUUUGAAUUAAUUGCAUCAUUCCAGUCGUUAAUGAUCUAUUGUAUAUUUACAGAACAAUGUAUGUAGAUGGAAACAAUAUCGCAGGCAAUAAUAUUAUCAUAUUAUCUUUAUACUGAGGGGGAAGUUAUACUCAGGGUUGUGCCAUUAGUGUGCUUUAUUAUAUACAUUCCACUGAAAUAAAACUGAAGUCAGAAAUGAGGAAACACUGUACUAGAAUAUGCUUUCUGCAGAUUUAAUUUUUGAGGUUAAUUCUGCAGAGCUGUAUGGCUGUGAAGAUUAUGACUUAUCAUUUUGAUCGUAAUUCAAAUAAUGUUUUUUUUUCAUUGCAAAUUAUAUUGAUAUGCUGUCCAAUGUAUUUGAAAUAAGUUCUAGUCAAUUUUAAGUGCCACACUAGUGUUUGUUUUAGAUUUUAUUUCUGUAUAUUUGUUGACUAUCAUUCUACAAAUGACUAGAAAAAAACCUCACCAAACAAUCAAAACAAUGUGUUCUUAACAUGAUAGCCUCUUAUAGGGUUUAGAAACACUUCAGGAUGAUGUGUAGCAUUUGUAACAAGAUUUGAUAUUUUUCUUUGUAGAAUGACAAGUUUCAAUGUUAAGAUAUUGGUUACUAGUGAUGUAAAAGGAAUGAGUCAUUAUCAUUCCAACAUAGUGUUAAAUACAUCUGACUAAGCACUAUGAUCAAGGAAUGGAUUAUCACAGACCUGGAAAAAACUUCUGUUGUAGUAUUCAACAGCAUGCUUUUUUGGCUCAGUUGGUAUACAUGUAACUUUGGAUUAUCAUACUGGAGACCCAAGUUCAAUUCCUGUCACAGCACUUGACAGGAAUGUAUUCUGUCCUAUUACAUAUAUAUGCUCUUCAUUCUGGUCAAUGUUGAUAGAAAAAUCUGUUUUCACAACGUAACAAAAUGUUCAGAGGGGUUGAGUAUCUGUUACUUUUCAAUGUCUUGGUAAUCUUGACGAGCAUUACCAUUGUCUAAUCCUUCCCAAAAGGUUGAUAUGGUGAUAAAAUGUCCUAUUAGUGAUAUGAAGUGCCUGCCUUGCCACUGUGUAUCACACUACAGUACUUGUUAAAUAUUACUGUAGAGAAUUGUAUUAUAAUAUAAACAGAAUUGAUUGUUGAACACAUUUAUUAUCAAUUUAUGUUAGAUUUCUUUUAUUUUAUAUUAAUUUGUCAAGUAUACGAGAAGAAAGGUGCUAAGUUUUUUCAUUACAAUUAAAAACCUGUAUGUAGGUCAAGGACAGUGUUGCUAUUUUUAGGUGGAAAUCGUAUCAUUUGUAAUGUCUUGUCAUGUCAUGAAUAUCAUUUUAUAAUAGAGACUUUUUCAUUAUGGAAAUAUUUUUUACUAACACAGAUGUUAGCAUUUAUAUUCUUACUUUUGUUGUGUAUAGACAUGCUGUGAGGCGACAUUAAAAUGGUAGCUUUUUAGACAUCCUGUAAAGUGACAUUAAAAUGGUAGCUUUGUAGACAUGCUGUAAAGUGACAUUAGAAUGGUAGCUUUGUAGACAUGCUGUAAGGUGACACUGAAAUGGUAGCUUUGUAGACAUGCUGUAAGGUGACACUGAAAUGGUAGCUUUGUAGACAUGCUGUAAGGUGACACUGAAAUGGUAGCUUUGUAGACAUGCUGUAAGGUGACAUUAAAAUGGUAGCUUUAUAGACAUGCUGUAAGGUGACAUCAAAAUGGUAGCUUUGUAGACAUGCUGUAAGGUGACAUUAAAAUGGUAGCUUUAUAGACAUGCUGUAAGGUGACAUCAAAAUGGUAGCUUUGUAGACAUGCUGUAAGGUGACAUUAAAAUGGUAGCUUUGUAUACAUGCUGUAAGGUGACACUGAAAUGGUAGCUUUGUAGACAUGCUGUAAGGUGACACUAAAAUGGUAGCUUUGUAGACAUGCUGUAAGGUGACAUUAAAAUGGUAGCUUUGUAGACAUGCUGUAAGGUGACAUUAAAAUGGUAGCUUUGUAGACAUGCUGUAAAGUGACAUUAGAAUGUUAGCUUUGUGGACAUGCUGUAAGGUGACAUUAAAAUGGUAGCUUUGUAGACAUGUUGUAAGGUAAUAUGAAAUUGAUUGUGUGUAGACAUGCUGUAAGGUGACAUUAAAAUGGUAGCUCUGUAGACAUGCUGUAAGGUGACAUUAAAAUGGUAGCUUUGUAGACAUGCUGUGAGGUAAUAUCAGAAUGACCAAUCAGUGUUACUAUUUGUUAGGUCCAGAUACUGACUGAAGAAGAAUUUUUCACGGCAGCCAGAACUGCAGCACAUAUUUGGAUAUUAACCUGUUUUAGUAAUUUGCAUAAAGUUAAGUACCACAAUGAGGUCUUUGGACUUGACAAUUUGUUAAUACACAGGAAUAUCCAGAAACUUUGAUGGAUGUAAAUGAUUAUGUAUUAAAUAGUAUUCGACCUCAGAUUAUAGUAGCUUUCUGUGUUGUCUGAAGUAAACUUAAUCCCUUUUGGAUUAACUUGUACAAUUUAUCCUGUGAUUGUUUUUAAUUUUCAUUGUGUAGAAAACUGAAUUUAUUAUUGAUAAACUUUGAAAUACAUGAGGAAUUAUAGCCCUCCUAUUU